AUGUUCCGCCGGGCCCGCCUCAACGUGCGGCCCAAUGUGCGACCCGUGGGUAGGGGCGCUGGCGGCGCGGCGGACCCGGAGCCGCAGGGCUCAGGCUCCCCGGCGGCUGCCAGAGCAGAGGCUGCGGCGGGAGCGGCGGCCGAGCCCCCGCCGGCCGCUCGGCGGGCCGAGAGCGAUGACAAGGCUGAUAGCUCAAGUGAUGCUGGAGAAGCUAGUAAGCCUGCGGAGAUGCCUACGCAGAGAAGAAAACGGAUCUCCACCAUGCCCAAUCUUGUCAAACCCAGAGCUGGACCUUCAUCUGCUCAGUGUUCUGCAUCAAAACCACAGAGGCGAGCACCACAGGCUCCUGAUGGCAGUGCUUCACUUCAGAAGGAUUCCCCUCCAUCAGAAAAGAGUAAUGUUGAAAGCUCUUUGAAGUCUCCCAUGCUGCCUGAAAAGAAAACACCUGUGCCACAAGUGCCACAGUUUUCCCCACUAAAAAAAUCAGUGAACAAAGAGCAAACUGUAGGUGUAGCUGCUCAAAAAAAUGAUGAUACCUUGCAGAAGAAUGUACCCUCCCCACUCAAGGAGAGACCAACACAGGGAAGAUCAGGAACACACGAGGAAAAGCUACCUAUGAAACCUGCUCCCGUAAAAGAGAAACGAAUCUGUUCUGACCGUGAAAGGAUCCUCAAAGCUCGGAAGUUAAGAGAAAUGCUUAAAGAAGAGCUCAAGAAAGAGCGGAUGAAACAGUUGAAACACAGGCCUCCAGUAAUUGAAGGACGUUCUCCACCAGAUCGUUCUAAAAUGACCAUGAGAGAUUUGAUAUACUAUCUACCAGAAAACAAUCCUAUGAAGUCUUCAUUGGCAGAAGAAAAGAGAACAGAAAAAGGUUCUGCACUGGGUCAAAUGAAAGAGCAGGAAGAGAAAAGUACUCCUGAUCAUGAAGAAGAAGAUGAGGAGGAAGAAGCAGAGAAUGAGGAGGAGAGUCAGGACGGUCCACUUCUAGUUCCUCGUGUGAAAGUAGCAGAAGAUGGUUCAAUUAUUCUGGAUGAAGAAAGUUUAACUGUAGAAGUUCUAAGAACAAAAGGUCCAUGUGUUGUAGAAGAAAAUGAUCCUAUAUUUGAGCGUGGCUCUACAACUACAUAUUCCAGCUUCAGGAAAAGUUUUUACACGAAACCAUGGUCAAAUAAAGAAACAGACAUGUUCUUUUUAGCUAUCAGUAUGGUAGGAACAGACUUCUCCUUGAUUGGACGGCUGUUUCCUCAUAGAGCCAGAGCAGAGAUAAAGAACAAGUUCAAACGUGAGGAAAAAGCUAAUGGAUGGAGGAUAGACAAAGCUUUCAAAGAAAAGCGGCCCUUUGAUUUUGAAUUCUUUGCCCAGCUGCUUGAGAAGGUCUUAGCAGAUGAGGAAAAGAGGAAGCAAAAGACUGUUAAAAGCCAGAAGCCAAAGGAAAAGAAGCUAUCAAGGCCUCGGAAGAAGCCAAAAGCAAAAGCUGCCAGCACAGAAACUGCUAAUGAUCAAGAUGAUCUUCAGGAAGCCAGAAUUUCUGAUGCAGAAACGGAAGCAGAUGCUGUAACAGCUGAGAAAGAAAAUGAGGAAUCUUUGGGCACUUCUGAACAGGCAGAAGAACAGGUUGCAUUAGAGCCAGCAUUAGCAAAAAAGAAGAGAAAAAAGAAGAGAAAAGAUGAUGUUGAACAGGAAGUGGAGAAUCUUCCAGAAGAAAUGGCUGUCCCUUCAAAAACUGCUGAAGAAGGGAAAUCCUCUAAGAAAACAGAAAAAAAAGUGAUAUGUGAUGCAAACAAUGAUGGUCAUACUACCUGUAGAGAAGAACUGGAUAGUGUUGUUGAAGAAAAAGAAUAUGAGACUGCUGUUACAGAGGAAGAGAGAUUGGAGUCCUGUUUACCAGUGGAUGACACAAUGGAGAGAGAAAGUGAUGUCAAUUUAUGCAGCUUUGAAGAUAGCAAUGAAGUUGUACUAGAAACGGAAUCCGCUAAACUGAGAACCGUAGAUAUUAGAAAUGAUACAUCACAGGAAAGCCAGAUUUCAGAGUUACCGGUUUCAAAGAUUAGAAGCAAAGAAAGACAAUCUGAAGAAACAAGAGAAACAAAGAACAAAGACAUACAUGACUUACUUAGACCAGAUGAAAAGCAGAGUGCGUCAGAAAAUGAUUCUCAGUCUGAAAUCAUGAAAACUGAAAAGCCGUCAGGCAGAGGGUGCUUGCAAAGACCUAAACCCAAUUUAGUGAGGUCAUCUGGAAAGAGAGAAGCAGCAACCCAAGAGAAAAUGGAGGCUGAGACUUCCUGUCCAAACCUUGUGAAUGCGGAUGAAAAGUGCUCUAAGGAAGACAGUAGGAGAAACAGAAAUGAAGCCACAGAAGUAGAGAACAUGGAUUUGGAUACUAAAUCUGAAGAACCUGAAAAAACUGUAAUUGCAAAGGCAAUAGUUAGAGGAUGUCGACAGAGAUUUAAGCCUAAUGUUACAAGAGCAUCUGGAAGGAAAGAAGAGCCUGAAAAAGAUGCAGGAAAUGAUAAAAUGUCCCAUCCACAGCCUGAGGGGGAAACCGAAAAGAAUACUGACCAAAGUAAUAGGUCUGAUGCUACUAGUGAAGAAGCUGCAGAAAAAGGUGAUAAAGUCCUGGAGACAGUAUCUCAGUCUAAUGAAACAGCUGGUUUACAAGAAGACAGCAAACAGAGUGUGCUGAAACUAACACCUCUAAAGAGAGGCAGAGUGCAGAGACCAAAACCAAAUCUGGGAAGAACUGUUGCAAGGCAAAAAGACCUGACAGAUGAAAAAGAUCCUGAAGAGGAGAAAACUGAAGGUGGAGAAGUAGAAAAAGGUUUGAUACACCACAGGGAUGAAAACAAUGAUGCAUACCUCAAAAAUGUAAGCAGUGUUCCCAAGAAAAGUCCUCAGAAGCAGAGCUAUGAAAGUGAAAAGGGGUUGUCAGAUGUCAUGCAACAGGUUUCAGAUUUCAAUACAGGGGAGUCUGGUCCUCGGAAGGAAGAGGAGAAAACUGUUGUAUCACCAGCUAGGCUACUGAGGAGUCGAUUCCAGAGACCAAAACCAAAUUUAAGAAUGACAACUAGUAGAAAGGAAGUGCUGAAUGUAAAUAAUAAAGGUGUAUCACAGAAAGAUAUCAACAAGGAAGAAAGUUUGACACAGUGUGACAGUGAAUGUAGCAUCCUUCCUGAUACAGAUAAAACAGGAAAAUAUGAAGUCCUGCAACCAUUGGAAUCCUUAGGAAAGCAGAAGUCACUUGGCUCUCAGGAGGUUUCUGAGAGGCCAAGUUGUAAGUCCCCAAAGACAUUUUCAAGAUCAGAGGAUGGUGAACUCAAGUUUUGUCUACCUGAAAUUAACCAAGAUGACACCUCAACUACUAAGGCAGGCAUUGAUAGCAAAAAUACCUCUGAAGGAGAAAGUAAACAAACACCUCUUCAACCUGUCCAGUUAGUGCGGAGCAGAUUCCAGAGGUACAAGCCAAACUUGAUGAGAGCUGUUGGAAAGAAGGAAUUACAAAUAUUAGAAAAUGAGAGGGAGAAAAAGCUUGAAGCAGAGCAGUUGGUAUUGCAAAAAGAUGAGUCUGCCAAUACUGUCAUCGGUGAAAAUGAAGCUGUAUUGUGUCGAGCAGAUGUAUUGAGCAAAGAGGAACAGGAACAGCAAGAGGUGCCUCAGGUGCCCUUUAUUUCUGAAAACAUAUUGUGUGAACAAAGCAGGUCCAAUGAUAAAUUAAGUUCUGGAGAAGGAAGCAAACAGAGUGAUACAAAACCUUUGCAUCAAGUGAGGGAACCCCACUGGAAUCCAAGGCCAAACCUAAUGAGAGUUGCUAGAAAAAGAGGUUAUCCUGAAGAAUGUGAAAACAGAGAAGAGGACAACGCUGAGAAUAGAAAUGCAGAAGAGUGUUUGGUGUUAGAAAAAACAGGUGUAUUAAAGCAAAACUCUAGUAACAUAGUGGAAGCUGCGUCCUUCUCAGAGGCUACAAGAAAACGCAAUUUUACAGACUCUGUUGAAGAAACAUCUUGUAAAAGAAUCAGGCAGGAUAGUAGACUCCAGUCUCCAGAGAUAUCAUCAGAGAGUGAGAGUCAAGUAGAACAAGAUGAUGAUUCUCAGCUUUCUACCUCUCACGAAAAAAAUUCAGACAAUCUCACAAGAAGGCAGUCCAGAAGGUCAUCAAAAUGGAUAGCGCUGCCAAAACAUGUCUCGGAGCUAAGAACUGCUGCUUCUUCUGCCUCUGAAUGUGAGGCUGAAUGCAGUGAGAAGGGGAAUCAAAGGCAAGAAGUUAAACUGAGUGUUACUAGAGGCAAAAGUUUGAAAACUACACAUAGAAAGAAAUCUGGGAAGGAGCACAGAAGUUCAAAGAUAACCUUGGUGACCCUUCGGGCUUCUCAAGAGGAGGAGGAGGAGGAAGAGGCAGAUGACUUUGAGCCUGAUGAUGAAGAUGAAUGCUUUGCACCGGAGGAAGUAAACAAAGCUCCAGUGUUUGUUCCUAUAGGUCUUCGAUCUCCGAAACCUAUUCCUGUUCAGAUAGAGGAAACCAUGGAGGAGCUGGAAAUAUCUGUGAAUAUACCAGAUGUGCAGGUGGCUACUGAUGUUGAAAGUCUCUCUCAUGCAUCUGUCCAGCCGGUGGUACGGACAGAGGAAAAAGUAAGCACCUCAACAGCUGAAACAAUCGUACAUGAAAAUCCAGAGGUGGACAAAGGAAUUAACGAUGGAAGCGCUGAAGCUGCCAUGACUUUACUUGCAAUGGGUGAUCCAAUGUUCCAGUUAAAAACAAGCAGUGAAGAAUGGACACACAUGUUACCUGCUCAAGAUGAGUUGGACACGGCCAAUAGCCUUGUAACCCACGCCUACUCCAAACAAAAUAGAACUUCUAGUCAGUGUUUACUUUCUUCAGACACUUCUACCAAGGAAUUGGUGCCUUCUGAGGAUGGAAGCAACGUUAAUAAAGAGGAUCAAAGCACUGGUACAAGAACAGGUGUCGAAGAAUAUUUUGAGAAAAAUGCUACAGAUACCAGUGAUAGCUCUAUGCCUAUGGUGAAUAGUAUGAGACUGACAAGAGGCAGACUUCUGAAGCCUGAGCCAGCCUUUGGAGUAUUGAGGUCCAAUGAAAGCAUAAUUCAGAAGUCACUUAAUACAAAUGUACUUGUGGAACAACUAGAGCAAGUUCACAGUGAGUCUCCAACCCUGAGAGGUACUGCAGAAAUGCAGAAGGUGGAACUAGACCAGGUCAGACCAGCUGCAGGUGAUUCUUCAGUUCUUCAUGAUUUUGCAACUGGAAGUAUGGAACUUAUCAGGCAAGUAGACAAAACUGAGAGAACAGAAAAAGACAUGAGAGAUGCUUGUGGAAAUUCAGGAGAUUUAAGACCUGUAACUGCAUCACCAAAACCUGAAAAAUCUCACCUUGGACUAGAGGAUUGUCCAAAUCAAAGUUCUGUGGAUGGACUUCCUGAGCAAAAUCCUUGUCCUUCUGAGCACAAUAUAUGCACAAUCAGCUUUACUCAGAAUGAAGCUUGUGCUCAGGAUGCUCAACAACAAUGUGAAAGCAGCACAGAAGAGACUUCAGUGAACGAUGAUCAUAGAUGUCCAGAGGAGGAACAGACAUUCAUUUUAACUUUGGUGGAAAUCCCAGCUGACUCAAAAGAGUUUGAUGCAUCUGCUUUGCUGGAACAAACUUCAGAACCAUUACUACCAGCCCCAAUACUUAUCAGCCCAAUAAAUGCAAGUGAAACAAGCGUGACUGAAGUGGCGAGCAUUGGAUCCGUGACAACUGCAGCUGAUGAAUUUGCUGCACCUUUAAACAGCAAUAUGGAAACCAAGCAACUAGAGAGUGCAUCAGUAGAGCCCCUUCCAAAUUUGCAGACAACUCAAAAAAGGUCAGCUGCUGAGCUUGAAGAGAAUGAUUCUCCUCCUGCCAAGAAAACUCUGUCUACUGUUGUAGUGGAAGGUAACUUGGAAACCACUUAUAAGGGUUAUUCAAAUAAAUCCACAAAUGCUCCAAUGAUACCUUCUGGGAAUUCUUUUCAAAAAACAGAGGCUUCAGCAAAGGAAAAAGUACUUACCUCUGUGUUGGUGUCUCAGUCUGUGUCACCACUGGCUGAGAGAAGCCAGCUUGAGGCUUUGGAGAACUUAGGGAAAGCACCACUUGAGAAUUCAGCAUCCAAACAGGAAGAGGAGGUGAUGUCUAGAUUAACCUCUAACAGAAAAGCAGAAAUAAGUGGACAAGGAAAGCAGGGGGAUGUGCAUGAAUCUGGACAGUUGGAACAUACUGGAAGCCUAGCAUCAUCUUCAAAAACUCCAUUACUCAGCAAAAAAAGUAGUUCUGAAUCUGCAGAAGAUACCAAAGGGAAUAGAGGGAAGAUCCAGAAACCUCGGAUUGUGACUCCAAAGCGAAGUCUAAAAAAACCCACUCCAUCCACUAAGGAUGAUAGGGAAUCUUCUUCCCUUCCUUCUACAAGCACAUCAUCAUCUGUGGAGUGUGAGAAUGUACCUGCUGAUGCUGCAGUUACGGUUCCAAGUAACAAGCCAUCUGAGAAGCCACCUCUUUGUGCUAAAGAUCAAGAGAAGGAAGAAGAGCCAACCAGAAUCUCUGAGUAUUUUUUCAGUGACAUCUUUAUGGAAGUGGAUGAUUCAGAAUAGCAAAUUGGCUUUAUAAAAACCUAGGAUCUGAGAGUAUAAUGCAAUAAGAAAAGAGUAUUUUUUAAAAGUUCUGAUUUGUUCUGAUGUUCAUUAUGCCACACUUGCUGUCAGCCAAGCUGUUGUUAAUAAAUCCCAUAAAGAUGAAAUGGAUUCCUUCUGAAGUGACCUGGAUACUUUAAAAAUGUUGACAUAAUCUAAACCACCACAUUGAUGUCAUUGGACCAGACCAGCGGCUGCUGGCUUAUAGUUUCACUUGUUUAGAUGCUGGUAAUGGGUGCAUGACUAUCUUCCAGAAAAGUGCAAUGAAAAAAUGCGUAAUCUUGUGACAAGUAUCCCUUUGAAUUUUAAUACUAAAGCUCAUGGUACUGGCUAUACAAGUUCUUUACUUCUUUUUGUGAAGUAUGUUAUGUUAGUAUGUUAGAAGGAGGAAUGAACCUUUUAUGUAUAGUGUAAUCUCUGUAGAUCAGGAUGCAAAUACUGGAAGUCGUGUAGUAAAUACAUAGAUAUGUUCAGCACUGCAGGUAUUUUUAUUAGCAUCUCCAAAUUAGUAUUUUUGUAAGAGUUUUUAAUUACAUAAAUUAAAAGAUCCUAACUUGAAAAGCCAAAUGAGUUUAGUUCCUUAAAAAUGCAUUGAGAACAACUGGAAAAACACAGUUACUAAAAGAUGCUACACAAUGUUAAUCUCUGCAACUGUCCUAUUGGAGUGGGAGGAAGACGUUAAUGUUUCCUAGUAUAAAUGCUAAUUUCCUUCUAAAUUUGAAAACAAUGGGAUAGAUACCAUUUCUUUUCUUUGGUUUUACGUGUAGGUGUUUCUAUUACAAUCUGCUGACUUCCUUGGUUUCCCUUGUGCAAAGUAGCACAAAGAGAUUGGAUUUAAACCAUGACUAUACAAUGUGGUUGCUUUGAUGAUUUGCUACUUUGAAGCUGUUGGAUUUGAAUGGUUUUCCUCAUGUUGCAUGUCUACUUGUACUGUAACUCGCUACAAAAUGCUGGCUUUAGAUUGCAAAAUGUAGCUUUAGAUUUUAGUGUAAUUUUUUACUUGCCUCAUCAAGAAGAUUGUCUUGAUGAGGUAACAAGGUUCAUGCAGUCUCAAAGCCAGGUGGUCACUGAAAGAUUCAAUAUUUGUUCUGAAACUCCUUCUUACACAAAAAUGAGUGUGUAGGUUUAAGUAGUCUAAAUUUUUCUCCUGUUACUUAAUACCAGCAGGUACUUUUACAAAACUAGUGAUUUGUUAUGAAAGUGAAACUGAUGUUUAAAUGGUAUUGUUAUGCUCUCAAGAAACCUAUCUUCAGCUUUGGACUGGAUAAUCAUUUACUGGCAAGCAUUUUCAUAUAA
Molecule: messenger RNA, 7950 nt
Organism: Gymnogyps californianus (California condor)
Lineage: Eukaryota; Metazoa; Chordata; Aves; Accipitriformes; Cathartidae
Gene: BDP1
Product: B double prime 1, subunit of RNA polymerase III transcription initiation factor IIIB
Biological process (GO): RNA polymerase III preinitiation complex assembly
Cellular component (GO): transcription factor TFIIIB complex
Molecular function (GO): TFIIIC-class transcription factor complex binding
Source: RefSeq, a predicted model, not a curated record